AUGCAAAAUUGCAUAGCUAACCUCAGAGUUUAUUCUAUUGCCAGGGUAAUCAAGGCUCGCGAAUUGAUCUAUGGAUGGGGACAUACUGUUAACGGCCCCAAUGUACAGACAAUCCUCGGAGAAGGGUCGUGGGUGCCGACCAUGAACAUGUUCGUAGAAACACUUGGUCCACUCAGAUUUGAUGCUUUUCAUAUGCUGGUCAUCGAUUUAAUGCAUGAAUGCGAGCUCAACACAUGGAAGGCCUUAUUUAUGCAUCUUAUUCGUCUACUAUAUGCACUUCCUGGUGGCGACGACCUUGUUGCACAACUCAAUAACAGAUUUCGCCAUGUACCAUCAUAUGGCAAUGGUGUGAUUCACAGAUUCACAAAUAAUACCUCAGAAAUGAAAAAGCUCGCAGCACGAGACUUCGAGGAUAUUUUACAGGGCCGUCUCAUCAUUUCUUGCGCUGAUGUGCAUCGCUGA
Suillus subalutaceus is the source of this 462-nucleotide messenger RNA. RefSeq lists its product as uncharacterized. The record is from RefSeq and is a predicted model, not a curated record. NCBI's taxonomy places the organism in Eukaryota, Fungi, Basidiomycota, Agaricomycetes, Boletales, Suillaceae. The coding region runs from base 1 to 462 and encodes 153 amino acids. The transcript has 3 exons.